AUGGUCAGGUACGGCCAGAUGACCGCAGGCAGCUACUGCUACAUCGGUCCCCAGGGAAUCGUCCACGGCACAGUGCUCACUGUGUUGAAUGCGGGCCGACGGUACCUGGGUGUCAAGGACCUCACUGGUAAGGUCUUUGUCACCUCCGGGCUGGGCGGAAUGAGUGGCGCUCAGGCCAAAGCCGCAGUCAUCGUGGGGUGCAUCGGUGUGAUAGCAGAGGUGGAUAAAGCCGCCCUCAUGAAACGCCACGAGCAAGGAUGGCUGAUGGAAGUGACCGACAGCUUGGACCACUGCAUUGAAAGACUCAGGGAAGCAAGGAAAAGGAAGGAGGUGCUCAGCCUUGGUUACCAUGGCAAUGUGGUGGAUCUUUGGGAGCGUCUGGUCCACGAAUUGGACACAACAGGGGAGCUCUUGGUGGACCUGGGGUCAGACCAGACGUCCUGUCACAACCCAUUCAAUGGUGGUUACUACCCUGUGCAGCUGGGCUUCGCAGAGGCCCAGAGCCUCAUGGCCUCCGACCCUGCUGCAUUCAAGGGCCUGGUCCAGGAAAGCCUGAGAAGGCAAGUCUCCGCCAUCAACAGACUAGCCAAGGAGAACUUCUUCUUUUGGGACUAUGGCAAUGCCUUCCUCUUGGAGGCCCGAAGAGCAGGAGCGGAUGUGGAGAAGAAAGGCGCCAACAAGACGGAAUUCCGCUACCCCUCGUAUGUCCAGCACAUCAUGGGGGACAUAUUCUCCUUGGGAUUUGGGCCUUUCCGCUGGGUAUGCACGUCAGGGGACCCCCAGGACCUGGCAGUCACAGAUGAGCUGGCCACAUCUGUGCUAGAGGAGGCCAUUGCUGACGGAGUGAACCCAGCUGUGAAGCUGCAGUAUAUGGACAACAUCCGCUGGAUCCGGGAGGCCACCAAGCACCGGCUGGUGGUGGGGUCCCAGGCGAGGAUCCUGUACUCAGACCAGAAAGGCCGUGUGGCCAUCGCUGUGGCCUUCAACCAAGCCAUCGCCCAUGGGAAGAUCAAGGCACCAGUGGUCCUGAGCCGAGACCACCAUGAUGUGAGUGGCACAGACAGCCCCUUUAGGGAGACCUCCAACAUUUAUGAUGGCUCUGCUUUCUGUGCAGACAUGGCUGUGCAGAACUUCGUGGGAGAUGCCUUUCGAGGUGCCACCUGGGUCGCUCUUCACAAUGGUGGGGGUGUUGGCUGGGGUGAGGUCAUCAAUGGAGGAUUUGGCCUCGUGCUGGACGGGACCCAGGAGGCUGAGCAGAAGGCCAAGAUGAUGCUCAGCUGGGAUGUCUCCAACGGAGUGGCUCGGCGCUGUUGGUCUGGGAACCGGAAGGCCUACGAGAUCAUCUGCCAGACGAUGCAGGACAACAAGGGCUUGGUGGUGACACUCCCGCAUGAGGUGGCCGAUGAGCACAUGCUCCAGCAGGCCCUGCGGCCAUGAGGGGAACCCAAGAGCCGGCCUUGGUUCCCUCAUCCCCCCUUGGUCCCUGUCCUCACCCUCACAGUCACCGCGCAUCUGUCACUACACACCUUUGUCUCCUGGGUUAGCAGUUUCACACACAAGCCCUCACUUGGCCCUCAAUGCCCUGGAGGGCAUGGCACCACCAUCCGCAGUUUACAAACGAGCCAGCCCAAGCCAGAAGAGAUGGGACCCUUUGUCCGUGACCCCUGGGAACCCUGGGAGGGCAGCAAAAGUCUCGUCCAGGGCCAAAUCCUCUAGCCCGCCAAAAGGAGACUCCAGGAACUUUUGGGGGCUGUGCAUGCCAUGAAUACUGGGCGUCAACCAGUCCCUUCAAAGCCCCUGCCAUUCUUUCUUCCACCAAGGGAGCAGAGUCUCCUUUGGCCUGGUUUUUAUCAAUCACUCUGCCUCCUGUCUGCCUUCCAUCCAUGCAUCCAGCUAUCUUUCCAUCUGCUGGCCUGUCUAGCUGUCCAUGACAUACUUACUGUAUCUCAGUGCCUCCAGCCAUGGGCCCAAAGGAACACGGCCAGUCCCUGGGCUUGAGGGUCCAGGGAGGAAGACAGGGUAAUAAAGGAUUAGGAAAGAAAGGAAAGAAGCCAUGUAAGGUGUCAUGGGCAGGAUGGCCAUGGGUUGGUGGGUUGGCGGCAGGCAAGGUCCUGCCCUAAAGGGUCAACGGUAGUUUGUGGGAAAAAAGGAGAGAAGAGGGGUGCCCCCGAUGGCUGGCCCAGUAUGAAGUGCAAGAAAAUGCAGCGCAGUCCCUUUAGAGGGAGGCCCGCUCCAGAACCCUGCUUGCAACCAGGUGUCCUGCAGGAGCCCUGUUGGGCCUGAGGCUGCAUUUUCGCACCCCUCCCCCAGAUAUCUGAUCCUGGUAGUGGCUGGACCCAUGGCCCAGGCUCAGAUGCAAAGCACCCAGGCAAAGGGAGUUAAUGUGGCCAUGCUUUUCCAGGCCUUCCUUUUGAAGUAGGCACCCUUUUUUUUAGGGAUUCCCCUACUUUUAGGGCUCCCUCCUGCCUCCUCGACUCCCGGUUGCCUAUUGCCCCCGUCCUCUGGGGUGCUGCAGGCUUUGGGUAUGAUUGGCUUUCCCCCUGUGACCACCUAGCCCCUGGAGCUGAGACGAAGGCAGGAGGAGGACACAAGGUAGCAGUGGGGUGGGGGUGGGAGAGAGGGGGAAGAAAGACCCCCAAAGGUGGUAGUACCCUCUGAUGACAGAGGAGAGCAUGCUGCGGCGAGGACAUUUGUCUUGUUUGGUUCACACAGUGGGACCCAGGCCAAACCCUUUGCCUUCCUCAGAACAAGCCCCUUUGGGGAGGGGACUUCUAGCUCCUGCCUCUAAUCCAGGGCAGACCAUGGCCUCACCCUGCUGUGGGACCAGGCCUGGGAGAUGGGGGCCUGGGGGACUGCCUCCCUGUCCUUAGCAACCAAUGAGCUAUCCCCUUUCCUUUGUUUGAAAUUGAAGUCUAGUUGAUGCACAAUCUUACAGUAGUAGUUUCAGAUGCACAACGCAGUGAUUGGACAACGCUUCCCCUUUCCUUUGUAAUUAAUUAGGUUUUAGAAAUGAAAUGCCAAGACUCUGAUAAAACUUUGAUCUGUUUAA
Leptonychotes weddellii (Weddell seal) is the source of this 3049-nucleotide messenger RNA. NCBI's taxonomy places the organism in Eukaryota, Metazoa, Chordata, Mammalia, Carnivora, Phocidae. The record is from RefSeq and is a predicted model, not a curated record.